This is a messenger RNA of Colletotrichum fioriniae, 1437 nucleotides long. The record is from RefSeq and is a predicted model, not a curated record. NCBI's taxonomy places the organism in Eukaryota, Fungi, Ascomycota, Sordariomycetes, Glomerellales, Glomerellaceae.
AUGGAUAUCUUGAAGACGAAUCCUCUUUACCUCGGCGGUGCGCUCGUAUGCGUUGCCCUAGCCGCGUACAUUUAUGCCGGGCUCACAAACCCGUUGUCGAAUAUUCCUGGGCCAUGGUAUACCAGGUUCACAACACUGCCAUCGACCUUCAAGGUCAUCACCGCACACCACCCUGAUUGGAUCCACGAUUUACACGCCAAGUAUGGGCCGGUGGUGCGGUACAGUCCAUUCGAGGUCGACAUCUCUGAUCCACAAACAUGUCAGCGAAUUCAUAGUGUCAAAACUGGAUUCUUCAAGUCGCCAUUCUACUCACUCCUGAUCACGGAUUCCUCUAGCGUAUUUAACGAGAUACGUCCAGAGAUCCAUCGCAAGUACAAGCGCCUGCUGUCAAACCCCAUGUCAGAGACGGGCUUGAAGACGUUCCUCCCUCGCAUCGACAGUAAAGUUCGCUUAGCCAUUGAGCGUAUUCGUGAUGAGAACAAGAUUCGAGGUGCAGCCGACAUCGCCAAAUGGUUCAUGUUCCUCUCGUUUGAUGUUAUCGGUGAUCUAGCCUUUGGCGAGUCCUUUGGCAACUUGGAAAGCGGCAAAAAAAACCGAUCUGUCAAUGACUUCGUCAGCCUUGGUUUCGUUGGCGGACUAAGGUCGAUGUUCCCCACAAUCGCCCAAAUCUCCCUCUACCUCCCGAUCCCAGUCUUCAAAGAGGCCACCGCGAUCCAAUACCGCACCUUUGACUACGCCCAAGGCGCCCUAGACCGUCACGCCAAGCGCGUCGAAGAGACCGGCUCAGACCCUCACCCGACAGUCUUUUCCAAGCUCUACAAUGCUGGCGAGGAAGAGACCUGGAACCCGAUCGAGAUCCGCGACAACGCGCAGGUCUUCAUCGUCGGUGGCAGCGACACGACCGCCAACUCGAUGAUCUACCUCGUCUGGGCGGUGUGCAAGAUUCCCGAGAUUAAGGCCAAGCUCAUGAAGGAGCUGGACGCACUCCCGGACAACUAUACCUAUGAUCAAUUAAAAGAGCUCACAUAUGUGAACUGGAUCGUCAACGAGACGCUACGGCUUUACACGGCCCUACCGUGUGGGCUCCCGAGGCUAGUGCCUCCUGGCGGCGCGGAGCUCUCGGGGCAUUUUAUUCCCGAAGGAUUCACCGUUACGACGCAGGCGUACAGUCUUCACCGGGACGAACAUGCGUUCCCCGACCCCUAUCGAUUCUAUCCCGAGAGGUGGGAGAAUACCACGCAGGAGAUGAAGGAUUGCACCAUGCCGUUUGGCGGUGGCGCCCGAAAGCUCCGGCUCAUCACUGCCAGAUUUUUCAAAGCUUUCCCGAAAGCAAUUGUGUCUGAUAUCGAAGGGAUGUGCGACAAGGAUAUGGAGCCAGCGCUGCAUUUCCUAAUGGUCCCCAGCGGUCAUCGAUGCUUAAUAAAGCUCAAUGGAUAG